CCUUUGCAUGUAACAAAAUAACUGGGUGCGUUUUGGAUAUCACAAAUAAACAGAAUUUGAUAAUAUUGCUGCACACUCCAUGAUGACUCUAACUUUUCUUUAAGAAUUCCCAUGUAUUUUACAGGGAACCAUUACUGGGACCAGAAACUCCAGGUAAUAAGUUAAAAAGAAAAUGGGGCAGAAUUACUAUUUAUUCAUGGACUAUUUACUAUAUUUAUUUACACAUACAUUAUUAAGUACUUGGAAGAUCCACCCACUUGGUGUACUGUUUUUAAAAAGUCCAUUUAAAGAAUAUUUUUGGGCAAACAGCCUACAGGAGAUUAGAGAGAGCAUUGGUCACUGACAUGAAACAAAUGGGCUCUUUGACAGUCACAUGUAAGUAAAUGAACAUUUGAGCCCAGAACAUAUUGAGCCUGAAUUAGCCAAGAUCUAGCGAACCAGGUGCUAUGCAGUUACAGAAAAUUUACUAUUACAGGGAUGCUUUACUUUCAGACCAGUACAACAGCCCAGUGAUUAGGUACAGUGGGAGUCUUGAUUAGGCUUUGCUUGCACCUUUAUAAAAUGUAAGCAGAACUAAGGAUCAAAGAGGGGAACUCUUCUAUUGGAAUUAAAGGCAAAUUAUUCUGAAUAUAUAGGGGCAGGGGGUUACCUUCUCUACUUGAUGUUUUGGGCUGACACACUGAGUAAAACAUUUACAUUAUGUAUUAUAUUUUUAUAAAACAGUUGGUUAAAAUGUCCUGUCCUGUUUUGUAGCAUUUGCCCCCUAUGCAACACUAAGUAAGAAUAUUUUCAACCCCAUGCCCUUCGAAUAUAGAAUUACAAUAAUGCCUAAGCUCAGUAAGACAUAUUAUGCUCUUGGGAUGUUGCUCAGAUAUUUCAAAUAACUGUUGUACUCACCAGGAAGUUCUGAAACCUGUUUGUUGUGAUCUUGUACCAAAAUAACGUUUUUAUACAGUAACAAUUGAGAACUGGUUGAGACAACUACUCAUUGAAUGAACAUGCAAAGGACGGAGAGUAAUGACUUCAUGUUAAUGGAAAUGUUAUCAAGUAUAAUGUUGAUCCAGGGAGUGGCCCCAUUUACUGCUGAUCCAGGUAACAGUUCAAUUGUCAUUUCUGGAGUCAGGAAAAAGACAGGAGGACACUGCCUUGCAAGUUCUGUAAUUAGAGAGCUGAAUAUGCCUACUUUUGUUGGAAAACGAUGUAGUGUAAUAAUACCCUUGGGCCAAUGGAACAAUGAACGUAUCACCAUCAGUGUAUAAAGCAGAAUUAAUACUACACAUAUUUUCUGUUAAUACUGUAUUCUAGAUCUGACCUAGCAUAUAUGUGUUUAGGAGAUAUGACAGCAAUACAAUUACUCAGCAAGCCUAUAAAUUCAGCUAUAAUUCUAAUGAAGAAAGGAGGUAAAAUAUCAAUUUUGACAAAUUCUCCUGUAGGAAUAUCCUAUAAUUGAAUUCUAAUACUUGCCUUUUAAGGCAUGUUAAGUCCUAAAUAAAUGGGAAUAAAACCUAAAUAAAUAUGGUUUAUGUUUAAUAACCUUAUGUCAUAGAACUUCGUUUGACUUCACAUUAGGCAUCAGCUCUAAGCCAAAACAGAUUCUUCUGUGUGACAAUAGCCCUUGUGUACUGGCAAUUAUAGUCAAAUAUACUGCAUCUGACAUCACUAAGAUAAAGAAUUGUAAUAUAUUAUUUAUUAAUUCAACUUUAUUCAUAUUUGCUGUUCUGUUGAGAGAAGGUGUAAAUAUACUUAGAAGGUGCGGCACCCUUGUCCCUGUAACAGGAUUGAUUGGACAAAUCAAAAGGGAAUAAAUAUUAUCCUGGAACUUGUAACAGCUGAUUUGCUUGCCAGUUAUUUGCCAGACCUCAUGAUAAAGCAGGAGCUAAAGUAAGAAGGAGCACAAAUGUUAUACAGUAGAACCCCCAUUUUACGUUUUUCAGGAGACCUGAAAAAAAAUGGUUUAAAAUCCAGGAUAAUGUAAAAUCAGGAAAGUGUAUUAUACAUAAUAUAUAAGUGGGGCCACAAAACUACAAUGUAAAAUGAAACCUUAAAAUCAGGGGAUGUAAAAUUGAGGUUUCACUGUAUUCCCAAUAUGUGUCUUAUACUAGGUAAACUGGUGUCCCACCCACUGAGCACUGAUGACCCAUUACAGACACUACUUAUUAAAGUUUACACUGCUAGUUACUCAUUCUACCAAUUAUGCUUAUGUGGCAUCUCAUUAGGAUCUAUCUUUCUCUCUGAUCAACUUCUCACUCUCUAGGACUUUCCUGAGCUUAGGCUUCACUGAGGCCCAUGCCUUAAGAUCCCUGCUGUCACCCUAAGCUUUCCUCGUUGACCUUUUGUGAGGGAAAUACUAUUUUUUUGGUAAAAUGAUCCAUAUUUUGCAUCUCACCAAUGAAGUGACUUUGCUCAGAAUACUGUUACAGAGGUGACAAUGGAUUGUUCUACAGCAGAGUGAAUAAUCAUUUUGUUUUGUAUGGUCAGAUCCUGGUUAUGGAGUCUGCAGAUAAAGUAAAAACAGAACGGUGGAUUGUAUACUAUGACUCCUUUGAAGAAAUGUUUCAGUACUUCUGUGACAACACCACAAUCCAUGGUACCAUCCGGCUCAACUGCUCCAAAAGGAACAAAAUGAAGACCACUUUCUGGCUUGUGAUAUUCUUACUUUCAAUCGCUAUUAUGUACUGGCAAUUUGGAAUUAUGAUCAACCACUAUUGGGCCUACCCCAUCAGCACAGCUAUAAGCUUGCAGUCAAAGGGCAACACGUUUCCAGCUGUGACCAUCUGCAAUCUGAACCCAUACAGAUUUGAUGAAGUGAAUACAUAUGUUAAUCAGCUGGACAAGAUGGCACAGGAAACACUUUAUUCUGUGUAUAAAUAUGAUGGCCCCAAAGCAAGAAAUCAAGUUAUUCAUCUACAGGAUUUCCUGCCCAAUGUGACACACCAGUUCAAUGGAAGUUUUCAGUUAGACCAAAGUAUUGUGUUGCUAAAGUUACAAGAGAAUGGCUCGGGCCCAGCUUUACCAGGAGUCAAGAAAUUUCAAUUGGGAUUUAAGAUGUGUAAUUCUUCUGGAGGAGAUUGCUACUAUAAAUCAUAUUGGUCUGGCGUGGAUGCCCUGCAUGAAUGGUACAAAUACCACUACAUAAACAUAAUGUCUAAAAUCCCCCCUGUGCUGAACACAGCAGGAGAAGAGUUAGCCAAGAAUUUCAUCUUCACCUGCGAUUUCAUUGACAAACCUUGUAUAGAACGAGAAUAUGAUUAUUUCCAUCACCCAAUUUAUGGAAGUUGCUUCACAGUUAAUCCCCAAAGGAAGGAAAAUGUUCUAUAUUCUCCCAGGCCUGGCAAGAAGUAUGGGCUGUCUCUGAAGGUGAAGGUGGAUCAGAACGACAACAUGCCUCUCCUGUCAUCAGCCGCCGGAGCAAGAAUAAUGAUCCACAACCCCAACCAGCCACCUCUAGUGGAACACGACGGUUUUGAUAUAAGGCCAGGAACUGAGACUUCAAUAGGCAUAAAACAGGAUGAGGUAAAACAUCUAGGUGGAAAAUAUGGUCAAUGCGCUUCUGAUGGAAAUGAUUUGGGAUUCAAACUGUUGUACAGCACAUCAUAUACACUCCAGGCAUGCCUGAAUUCCUGCUUUCAGUACAAGAUGAUUGAAAUGUGUGGAUGUGGAUAUUAUUUUUAUCCACUGCCUCCAGACACAGAAUACUGCAACUAUAACAAGUAUCCUGGUUGGGGGCAUUGUUUCUACCGCUUGCAUGAAAAGAUGCUAGAUCACAGGCACCACUGCUUUACCCAAUGCCCAAUGCAAUGCACAGAGACAAGGUAUCAGCUUUCUGCAGGGACAGCCCAAUGGCCAUCACCCACAUCAAAGACAUGGGUCAUCCCAGUCUUAAACUGGCACAAAGGAUACAACACAACAAGUAAAAGGAGCGAUGUAUCUAAGAUUAAUAUAUAUUAUGAAGAGGUGAGUUACCAGUCGGUUGAGGAAACACCUGCCAUGCCAGUGACCUUGUUGCUUUCCAAUAUGGGAGGACAAUGGAGCUGGUGGUUUGGUUCUUCAGUCCUUUCAGUGGUUGAGAUUGCAGAACUAGUGCUUGAUACUGUGGCCAUGGUAAUACUCAUUACAUACCGCUGGAAGAAGAAGAAGAGGGCGCCUCAAUAGAAGAGUUUUCUCCACUGCUCUGGCACCAUUAAAAGACAGUACCUCUGGAAACCAAGUCAUCUUGAGAAACCUUGCAACAAAGAAAUCUUGAAACAAAUCAAAGCUGUGUCUUAAUUUGUACCAUACUAUAAGCUAAUUUACAAAACCCAGCUGGUGCACCUUCAGACCCAUCCACUAAGUACUGGUACCCUCGGGAUUUUAGUGCAGCCUGUGCUAAACUCAGCACUAGGUGCAGAUUGUUGUGCUUUGGAUGCAAAACAGCCCUGUACUAAUACCUGCUAAAGGCAGCCAUUAAUUACAGGGCACCAUCAAGUCUGGCACCUACUGGCAAUCCCAAGCUUGCAUAACUGCCCCCAGUGUGCCCCUCAUGAAUACAGUGCUGCUUAAUGCAAGUAGCAUUUUAUUCAUGAAAGAGUUGCAGAUCACAAACCUGUGCCUAAAGGUGGCCAUAGACGUUUGAAUUACGAUCUUUCCUGGAAAAUAUCUUUCCAAGAAAGAUUGUUCACUCUAAUACACACGUGUAGAGCUGAAUCGUCAGAUACACAGGUAGAAACAAUAGAAUUCUACCUGUAUCUGAUGAUUCACCACUAACAAUGGCCAGUCUGAUUGAUGAGCCGCCCAAUAUCCAAGUCUUCUGUCGGCUUGUUUCCCACCAUACACGCACCGAAUAUUGUAAGAAAAUUUGUUUUGUUCGAGUUAAUUAUGACGUAAACAUUCUUUUUUAAUGUUUUAACUGGUUUUAAUGUUUUUAUUUUUUGUGGUUUCUGAAUUAUUUCGCUUUUUGUUAAGCAGCCCUCUAGUGUGGAAUUCGGCAGCUAAAUGGUCGCUAUAUGUAGCAACAGGGCUGGAGCUAGGGGUGGGCAGAAGAGGCAUGUGUCUGAAAAUAGAAUAAUGCUUGUUCAAUAUAAUAAGCAACGUGUUUGGAAAUAUACACCUCCCAAGCAUGGACUGGCCCUUGCUUUUUCCAGAAACAAAUGAAAUGGCAGGUGUUUGUUUUUUCAUAAUAAAAGAAAGCAACUUUAAGUAUGUUUCCUGCAUUUUCUUUUAAUAGCAUAGAUUUGCAAUUCAUUCUCAGGGAAAAAAGGUACAAAAAAAUGAGCUUCUCAACUUUUUUCAAUGAGCAUCAUGGAGAUAGGCGGAAGUGUCAGAUUGGAUGGAGACAUGUAGGGAACAAACACAGGAUCAGGAGUGUUAAUAGUUGUUGGAAAGGUAUAUAAUGGGAAGAGCAAAUGGCCAGGGUAUGGGCUCUUUAAAGGGGUUAUACACCUUGGGGUUAACUUUUAGUAUCUCUUCAGAGACAGAUGGGUAAAGAUUACAAAAACAACCUUAUUGCAGCACAUAGCAGUAAGACAUUUGUAGCAGAGAAAAUUAGUUUGAUGCCAUUUCUUAUAGUUUGCAGACUACUUCUACUACAGACAUUAAAGAAUCACAGUGAUUCAGUGCAAUAGUUCAUUAGGAAUUAGUGUCUUUCCUAAGCCGGAAUCAUGUGUAAUAUGUCACACAACCAACUGUGGCUGUUCUGAAUUUAAGGGAAUCUCAACCCAAAAAUACAUUUUGAAAAUAAAAUGUAUAAUAAAUAAAUAAAAGAAAACAUAAUUCUAAGCA
Messenger RNA from Xenopus laevis (African clawed frog), 5757 nucleotides. Its product is annotated as amiloride-sensitive sodium channel subunit alpha-like. The coding region runs from base 2488 to 4152 and encodes 554 amino acids. The transcript has 12 exons. NCBI's taxonomy places the organism in Eukaryota, Metazoa, Chordata, Amphibia, Anura, Pipidae. The record is from RefSeq and is a predicted model, not a curated record.